Messenger RNA from Hevea brasiliensis (rubber tree), 471 nucleotides. RefSeq lists its product as uncharacterized. The transcript has a single exon. NCBI's taxonomy places the organism in Eukaryota, Viridiplantae, Streptophyta, Magnoliopsida, Malpighiales, Euphorbiaceae. The record is from RefSeq and is a predicted model, not a curated record. The coding region runs from base 1 to 471 and encodes 156 amino acids.
AUGAGGAGCAAAGCAAACAAGCAAAGCAAACUCAUGAUGGAAAUCAUAUUAGCACCCAUUAAAAUUCUCAGCAAGGCAAGAGACUUCUACAUGAAGAGCAUGGUAGACUGUGCCGGAAGGGUUGGCUAUACCACCGUGGUAUUUGGUGGCCCGGUGGCGUCUCAAAGCGUGCAGUUACCUAAGAGUUUCAGUGUUAGCUCUUCAUCACAAGGAAGCAAAAAUAAUGAGGAAUUACGACAACUUUUGCAGGGCAGUGGGAUGGAAUCGUUAGAUAUGAUGAAUAGUAGGCAAAGACAACAGGUUAGAAUAAAGGCAAUGGAGAGUGGUGAUAUGGGGAGAUGUUACAGUGUUGGAUUGGGAAAGAUUGGGAAAAUUGAUGAGGAAAAGGCUUGUUCUUUUAGAGAAGAUGAAGAUUUGUGUCCUAGAAGUAGAUGCCAUGCCCUUAGGAGAAGUGUUGUGUAUUAUUGCUAG